AUGACGUUCUCGCGGGAGAUUCGUGUGCAGGGGCGGGUCUACGUGGUGGCCAGGGGGGCACCGCCCCGCCCCAACCCCCCCCCAGGAAUUCGAUUGGCCACCCCAGGAUCAAAGUUUGGUGGGGAUAAACAAGCACCUUCAUCCCCAACAGAAUGCAAAGAUAAUUCAGCUGUAAGUGACCUGUCUGAAUUUGAAGACCACAAAGAAACUUUGUGUCAGCAUAGGGAUCCUGUUGUUUUAUCAUGUGGUCACAGUUUCUGUAAAGAGUGUCUUCAACAGUUCUGGAGAACCAAGGGAACUCAGGAGUGUCCUGUCUGCAGGAGAAGAUCCUCAAGAGAUGAUCCUCCAAAUAAUCUUGCGUUAAAAAACUUGUGUGAGUCGUUCCUGAAGGAGAGAAAUGAGAGGCGUUCAUCAGGAUCUGAGGAGAUCUGCAGUUUACACAGUGAGAAACUCAAACUCUUCUGUCUGGAGGACAAACAGCCUGAGGAGCUCAAUACAGCACUGAAGUCCUUACAGGAGAAACUGAAACACAAUGAAAACAUUAAAGGAGAGUUUGAGAAAACAGUUCAACACAUCAAGGAGUUUCCAGUCUCAAAGGAAAGACUUCAGAUCUCACAGCCGGAUCCACAGAUGGCUUCUGGAGCUUUGAUUCAUGUGUCACGUUACUUGGGCAACCUGCAGUUCAGAGUCUGGAAGAAGAUGCAGGACAUCGUCCAAAACACUCCUGUGAUUCUGGAUCCAAACACGGCUCAUCCACGUCUCAUCCUGUCUGAUGAUCUGACCAGUGUGAGAUGGAGAGAGAACAAACAUCCUCUUCCUGAUAAUCCAGAGAGAUUUAACGAUUAUUACUGUGUUCUGGGUUCAGAUGGUUUUAACUCAGGAACACACUGCUGGGAUGUGGAGGUUACAGAGAGUUUAUCUUGGAGUCUUGGAGUAACUACAGCAUCAAACCAGAGGAAGGGACAAGUUUUCUAUACUGAUGUCUGGAGUGUGCAGUAUGAUCAGUAUGAACUGUAUGAACGACCUGGUUUUCAUGUUAAACAGUAUCUUGAUCGUGUGAGAGUUGAUCUGGAUUAUGAGAGAGGAACGGUGUCAUUCUCUGAUCCUGUAACUAACACACAUCUACACACAUUCACGACCACCUUCACUGACACACUCUUUCCAUUCUUUGAUAGUUUUUCUCCUCUGAGGAUCUUACCACUCAAUAGUCAGUAAACGUUAACUUAUACCUGUAGGUCUGGAUCAAGCAGCUUUCAUCUUUUACAUUCAUCAAUUAGUUUUUCUAGCACUUUUACCACAGUUAGACCAAUUAGAGACAGUUUUAGGAUUCUUGUUCAGAUCAGGCCAAUUAUUCUUUCUUUGUUGGAAAGUGUGUCUCCUCCUCUCUGAUGCCAUCUUUUUACUCCUGAUUAGAUUGGAAACCUCUCCAGCACUCUUGAAUAAUUUAGGUGAAAGAGAGUCCGUCUUUUUAACACUAUGAACCUUGAUGGAAUGAAUCAGUACUGAAUUUAUUUAAGGUGGACAAUGAAACCAUUUUCUUUAAGAGCUGCUGUGCAGCCAAAAUUAUUUGCCAGUUAUCACUGUAAAGCUGCUUUGACACAAUCUGCAUUGUUAAAAGCGCUAUAUAAAUAAAGGUGACUUGACUUGACUCGACUCCCCACCAGAUUCCCCUAAAUCGCACUGUGAACAGAUUGUUGACAGUGCAGGUCCAGUGCCUUAUCAGUUCGAACAUUUGGACCCUCUUAUACAUACUGGAGAAAGUUAAGAUCAAUCUGAUGAAGUGCAGAUAGAAGUCGUCUCGCAGGUAAAAUCCUACUUCAAAGAGGACAGUUAGUCACACUACAGCUGGCAGAGAGAUUUCAUGGAUCUGCAAGUAGGUUUUCACUGUUUCAGAGUAGCUAGGUGUAUAGUUGACAAAACCAGACAAAUCCAACCAGGGUA
Megalobrama amblycephala (Wuchang bream) is the source of this 1941-nucleotide messenger RNA. Its product is annotated as zinc-binding protein A33-like. Lineage: Eukaryota; Metazoa; Chordata; Actinopteri; Cypriniformes; Xenocyprididae. Gene Ontology annotation, molecular function: protein binding. The record is from RefSeq and is a predicted model, not a curated record. Bases 1 to 1215 code for a protein of 404 amino acids. The transcript has 8 exons.